Messenger RNA from Spodoptera littoralis (African cotton leafworm), 696 nucleotides. NCBI's taxonomy places the organism in Eukaryota, Metazoa, Arthropoda, Insecta, Lepidoptera, Noctuidae. The record is from the annotation of a GenBank genome assembly.
AUGCUGAAUGCUAUGCUCAUAGCCGAGAAUCGAAAAAUCAUACAAAAUACGCAAUGCCCUCAAAUUGUAAUUGAGGAAAACACGUUAAGUGCAAAAUUAAUUAGGUUACCACAUCCUCGUUCUGUGUGGCAGCACGGAAAUGUGGAAAUCAUCGCGAAUGACCAAGGCAACCGAACUACUCCGUCGUACGUCGCGUUCACAGACACAGAGCGAUUGAUCGGAGAUGCAGCUAAAAACCAGGUCGCCCUCAAUCCCAACAACACAGUAUUUGAUGCCAAACGACUCAUCGGCCGCAAGUUUGACGACCCGAAGAUCCAACAGGACAUGCAGCACUGGCCCUUCAAAGUAAUUAACGACUGUGGCAAACCCAAGAUACAAGUUAACUUUAAGGGAGAAACUAAGAAGUUCGCGCCGGAAGAGAUCAGCAGCAUGGUGUUGACAAAAAUGAAGGAGACUGCAGAAGCAUACCUCGGAACCUCGGUGCGAGAUGCUGUCAUCACUGUUCCGGCAUACUUCAACGACUCACAACGACAAGCCACUAAGGACGCAGGUGCCAUUGCUGGUCUAAACGUGCUAAGGAUCAUCAAUGAGCCAACAGCUGCCGCCCUCGCCUACGGUCUUGACAAAAAUCUUAAAGGCGAACGAAAUGUGCUAAUAUUUGAUCUUGGUGGCGGUACGUUUGAUGUGUCCAUUUAA